Cyclopterus lumpus (lumpfish) is the source of this 1878-nucleotide messenger RNA. It is a transcript of the gene rab2a, whose product is annotated as RAB2A, member RAS oncogene family. The transcript has 8 exons. The record is from RefSeq and is a predicted model, not a curated record. Gene Ontology annotation, cellular component: Golgi apparatus. Gene Ontology annotation, molecular function: GTP binding; GTPase activity. NCBI's taxonomy places the organism in Eukaryota, Metazoa, Chordata, Actinopteri, Perciformes, Cyclopteridae. The coding region runs from base 186 to 824 and encodes 212 amino acids.
UGUAGCGUGGCGAGGGCGGACCGUGUGACGUAGAGCUGAGGCUCUGGCUGUUUAUUGUUCCUUCCCCAACACCGACAGAGAAAAACAGGCUAACAAGCUGUCAGCUACCCUCUUUUCCACACGGUUCACAGUUGGUUUAACGAAGGUGUAACGCGCGAGACAGCUGACUGCACAAACCAGGGGCCAUGGCGUAUGCGUACCUCUUCAAGUACAUCAUCAUCGGAGACACGGGUGUGGGGAAGUCAUGUCUAUUACUACAGUUCACAGACAAGAGGUUUCAGCCAGUUCACGAUCUCACUAUCGGUGUGGAGUUUGGAGCGAGGAUGAUCACUAUAGAUGGCAAACAGAUUAAACUGCAGAUCUGGGAUACGGCUGGUCAGGAGUCGUUCCGGUCCAUCACCAGGUCUUACUACAGAGGAGCAGCAGGAGCUCUGCUAGUCUACGACAUCACAAGAAGAGACACCUUCAACCACUUGACGACCUGGUUAGAGGACGCUCGCCAACAUUCCAACUCCAACAUGGUCAUCAUGCUCAUUGGCAACAAGAGUGACCUGGAGUCGAGGAGAGAGGUGAAGAAGGAGGAAGGGGAGGCGUUUGCCAGAGAACACGGCCUCAUAUUCAUGGAGACCUCAGCCAAGACUGCCUCUAAUGUCGAGGAGGCCUUCAUCAACACAGCCAAGGAGAUCUAUGAGAAGAUCCAGGAGGGAGUGUUUGAUAUCAACAAUGAGGCUAACGGUAUUAAGAUUGGACCCCAGCAUCCUACCACCAACUCCACACUGUCCGGUAGCCAGGGAGGCCAACACGCUGGAGGAGGCUGCUGCUGAAGCCCCAAAACACACCACCUCCUCUAAACCCCGACCCUCCUCCUCGCCCUCUCAGACUCUCCCCUGCGUUUCUACAGAAUUGUCCAGGCUCACUAACAGUUUGUUAACUCCCCCCCCCUCCCUCCCUCCUCAGCCCCAUUCGUUCAUUCAUCCCUCCCUCUCUCUCUUGUUUCUCUCUCCGUCUUUCAGCCAUGUCUUCGCUAAGUCCCUUGCCCAUUCCCAAGGGGGUGGGGUGGGGGGGGGGGGGGGGGGGGCGGGGCUCUGUCCCCCUAAAACAACCUGACUUCGUACAGUCUUACGAGGGCCGAGUCAGCUUAGCCUCCAAAUUCAGUUUACUUUUUUUUGGGGGGGGGUUUUGGUUAGAUAUAUGGAUUUGUAUCUUUUAUCAGCUAAAAACGUGCCGGAAUGUAAAUAAUUCUAUUCCAGCCAUUAAAUGUACGCACUCCUCUUUAUUCACGAAGAUGUUGUUGAGAUAUUCCAGGACCUGAGAAUGAAAAGCGACAGCGUGUCUGCAGUAACGAUGAGGUUCUGGGUAGAGAUUAAACACCCUCUUAACAAACGGUCUGUAUGGAACAAACCAUGCGCUGUGUUGUGUCUAUAUAUAUAUAUAUACACACACACACACACACACACACACACACACACACAUCUGUACAUGUUGUGAAGACAAUGACGCAGCACGUUGAUAUGAUAGCAGGACAUGUUUCCACAUGUUGAAUCAGUUUUCAUGCUGUGUGUGUGUGUGUGUGUGUGUGUGUGUAGGGACGACAUAUAGGUAUUCCAGUACGUCAGUGUGUGUGUGUGGUUUAGGAAGCAUUCAGCUCCCUCUGUAUCUUUUCGUCCAUAAAAAGUGCAAAUUCUGAUGUUAUUUUGUGCUUCCUUUCACUAUUUGUCGCCAUGAUUUGUUCUCUCCCUCCCUCCCUCUUAUAUCUGUGUCCUUUUCAUUGACUUGCAUAUGAUUUGUAUUUAAUGAACACUACAAACUGGUUGUGGCUUAAAAAAAACAAAGUGAUGUCUGGAGAGAGAAUAAAAGAGCAAACUCUUGAGUGUGAAA